UGGUUCCGGGGGAUUUCCAAGUCUAUUUUUAGGACACCAGGAAAAUUUUCAGCUUCAAUUUCAAGCUGGGAGUAAUGUGAAUAUUAUCAUCAAAAGGUAGUGCUAAUCCUGGCGAAAAUGUAAAAUAAAGAUGGCUCAAGGCACGUUACAGCAACAGACAGCCAGGAUUGAACGCAGUCCAGGGUUUGAACUUGUCCGAUCUUGUGAUUUGGAAAAUGAGAAGUUGAUUGGGACAGGAGGCUUUGGAAAGGUGUACCAUGCUCAUCACAAAGAUUGGGGAGAAGUAGCAGUGAAGAAGGUUCUGGAGACAGAGGUUACUGCAAGGCAAAUAAGGGACCUGGAGAAGGAGGCUAGAAAACUUUGGAGCGUUAGUCAUGAUAACAUAGUCCGACUAAUAGGCGUGGUUAUGGAGACCAAUGAAUAUGCACUGGUUAUGGACUAUAUGUCCCAUGGGUCUCUAUUGAACUUUGUAAUUGACCAUAAAGUGCCUUUCCCGCUCCAAGUUCAGAUGAUCUACCAGAUAAUCCUUGGGGUUAACUACCUCCACACACGUAACCCAGCCAUUCUUCACCUGGACCUAAAAGGACAUAAUGUGUUGGUGAACGAGGAUUUUAAUGUCAAACUGUGUGACUUUGGCCUGGCCCAGUGGAGGUCCUAUUCAAGAUUAUACUCCAGGCAGAGGGAGACAUCAAAUGCUGGAACAGCCACUCAUGUGCCCCCAGAACAAUGGAAUGACAUCAAUAGUCAGCCAAAUGUUAAGUUUGAUGUCUAUGCCUUUGGUAUUGUUGUCUGGGAAAUACUGGCCAAGGAAAUGCCCUUUGCAAAUGCAAAUCCAGCACUUAUCAGAGAAAGUGUAUCCCGGGGACAGAGACCUGAUAUGAAUAGAAUACAAGUACCUCACAGUGAAGACUGGCUAAGACAGAUCAUAACUGACUCUUGGAGCCAAGAUCCAAACAUGAGACCCACAUUUUCAGAUCUAAAAGGAAGAGUGUAUCCUAUCUUGCAGAAAUAUAGUGCUCAGAUUCGUGCUGCAAAAAGACAGAUGUCAGAAGAGUGUGAAGCUAAAGCAUCAAGCCAAGCUGAGGCGGGACAUAGUGGCCACACUGGCCAGCCUCAACAAGACCCCAGGGGUCGGCAAGCCAGCAUGGCAGGCAUGUCAAGACCUUUAAACCAAGCACAGGCCAAUCAGCAGAGCAGCAGAGGUGCCAGAGAGUUGGAGGAAGAUUUAGGGGACCUCAGUCUGCUGGAGGAUGGCAGCAUGGGCUAUGGUGGUCAGAGGCCAGGUAGUGGUGGUGACCAGCAGCUAAGAGACCAAAGUUACGGCAAGCCUGUACAGAGGGUAACUGCUGACAGCCGUGAGUAUCGCCCUAAAGCACCAGGACCACACUAUAGUGAAUCCCCAGGGGUUUCUCAUACCCCCUCUCUACAUGUACACACAAAUGAGGAACUUCCCAGGCAGAACAUAUCAACUGGACUGGGACCUGAUUAUCAACCUGGAGUCAACUUAGAUCCUCGCCUCUGCAACACCAACCCACUCGGCCCUGUCCAGAGGAAUACAACUGAGGAUUUAUCCCAGUAUUAUAAUCCGAGGCCAAGGUCAGCUGAUGCUAGAGGUCAAAAGUCACAUAAUUCCCCUGAUAUUGCCACUGAUGGAGAGACGGUGACAACUGACUCUAGGCCAUAUAGUGCUGGAAGGACAGCUGGUACAGGGACUUUCCCACAGUCUAUACCCACAGAGGGAGGGUACUGGUUCUAUCCUGUACCUGGGCAGCCUCCAGUCUUCAUCCCAGCGUUUGCAGGAAUGCCUCCUUCCCAAUUCUUUCCACAGCAACCUGGUGUCAAUGGUUCAGCCAAGCCAGGCCCAACCAUUAACACCUACAGUUUCCCAGAUGCUUCAGGUAGCAUGACAGGCCUUGUACACCACCAUUCUUCAGGUGGCACAACUACCAUGAUGAAUAUGCAAGGGCUGGAUGGAGUACAGAUAGGAGAUAAGAAUGUGAUGUAUGUGGGGGCCAGGCCACCAGGGGGCAGCACUGGAGCCAAGGGGAACCCUGGAUCAAGAGUGGUUACCAAGAAAAAAAUUACAACCUCUUCAAGAGUUAUCACUACAGAUGACAUCGACCUUGUGGUGCAGCAUUUGGGCAGCCACUGGAAGCGCCUAGCAAGGAAGCUGGGGUUUCAAGACGGUCAGAUAGACGUCAUAGACUCCGACUUCGCCGUGGACGGACUUCAGGAGAAGAUAUACCAAAUGUUAACCAGAUGGAAACAGAAGGUUUCUACUAGGGCCACAGCUAAAGCUUUGGCUGAAGCUCUGUGUGAGAUAGGAAAAGCUGAUGUUGCUGCUGUGUUACCAUUGUAAAUGGACAUAAUAGAAUACAGUUUAAUCAUGAUGAAAAUUGUAGUCUAUAAUAGUGUGAAUUCUUUAAUCUGGAAUAUUGACGAUUAUUCCCUGUAUCUUGUGUUUAAUUUUAUCACCAUUUUAGGCUGUGUUAACAGUCACAUGCAAUGGCGUAUUUAGAAGGGGGUUCUGAAAAAAUCACACCGGUAUUCCCCUCUUGAAAUUAGAAUUUUGACAAGCUGAUGUAUAAUCUAAGUCGUGCCAAAUGGUACCGUUCGUCCUCUAAAAUACCAAAAAUUUUCACGACCCAUCUGCCGGGGGGAGGGGGGCUGCUUCGCAUCCGCGGACCCCCCCCCCAUCCCCCCUUCAAAUAAUACUGGAUCCGCCCCUGUACAUGGAGCACAUGCUGUUAUUGCAUCAUGUAAACAUCAAAAGAUUAUCAUGGGUUGUGAUCAGAUAAGGUAUUGUCUUUUAAAGGUUAUUCGAUAAUAAAGAAGUAUUUGUUCAUUAGACCAAGACAAGACUGAUAAGGUCUAAAAUGUGUAAGGCAUUUUACAACAGGUACACGUAAUUAGUGUAUGUUACCUUGGGUUUGUCGAAGUGCCUACAUGAAAUAAUGUUUUUUUUUCAUUAAAUGAAAUUUAUUAUUUAAAGGUUACACAUUUGAUAAUAAUCUCUACAAAUUUACCUUGAAAAUGUGUCACAGCUGGUGAAUGUGGGCAGCGCGUAACUCGAAUUUUUGUAACUCUGCGUCGCUGCGUACGCAUGGGUAUGAGAGAACUGAAUAUUCACAGAUACCAAGACUCGCGUGUAUCACAAUACGCUAACUUUGGUCAGUUAAUAAACGUCGGCUUGCUAGGUGUUUAAUUGUAACUUUAACAGCAGAAUUGUAUAUAUAAGAAUGUUAGAAUACACAAAAGCGUUUUCCUAUUGUUUUCAAAUAUGUUUUCAUAUUACAUUUCAAAUAUAGGCCUAGUGUUUCAGACGUGGCUUACUGUGCUUGUUUUAUGAAAGGCGCUCUUAAUAUUACCCCUUUUCAGAAUUAAAAAGAAUUAUUAAAGCAAUCCUCAUAUAUUAAUGGGGUAUUAGUGUCUG
Messenger RNA from Lingula anatina, 3433 nucleotides. Its product is annotated as receptor-interacting serine/threonine-protein kinase 1. The record is from RefSeq and is a predicted model, not a curated record. NCBI's taxonomy places the organism in Eukaryota, Metazoa, Brachiopoda, Lingulata, Lingulida, Lingulidae. Gene Ontology annotation, biological process: signal transduction; protein phosphorylation. Gene Ontology annotation, molecular function: ATP binding; protein binding; JUN kinase kinase kinase activity.